Prorocentrum cordatum is the source of this 3014-nucleotide messenger RNA. Lineage: Eukaryota; Dinophyceae; Prorocentrales; Prorocentraceae. The record is from the annotation of a GenBank genome assembly.
GAGGCAGCGGCGGCGGCGAGCAUCAGCCCGCCAUCUCCUUGCGCUUGAACAAGCGCGAGAAGUCCUGGAGGGCCACCACGGGAGCAUGGCGAAGAAGUCGUGGGGCUGGGACCGCCAGAACGCCUGGGACAACAGCCAGAAGCAAUGGAACGACAGCCACGACUACACUAGCUGUGCUACGUGGGGGUGCAAGGGCUGGGUGCACGACGCCAUCUGGGGGCCAGGCUUCCAGUGCAGACAGUGCAAGGCCACCUUCCGCAAGCCGCAGAGCAUCAAGAAGGCAGAGUAUGCAUCGAGUGCUUCCCAGGACGGCAAGGGCCAGGCGAAAGCUCACCAGCGAGGCGGACAGGACGCCGAGAAGAAGGAGCUCUCAAAGGCCCUGGUCCUGAUCGCGGAGAAGAUCGGCACCAUGAAGCUCGAUGGCGGAGGACAGCUCGAGACGCAGAUGAAGGGACUGGCCCAGCAGAUAGCGACCGAGCCGCCACCCAAGCAGAAGUCCAGGCCCGAGAGGCUGGCGGAGGCGGCGGAGGCGCUACGGAUCGCCAACAAGCGCUUCACCGCGGUGGCGGCCGAGGUCAAGAAGCAAAGGGCAUGGCUUCGCGAGCUCGAGGACAAGAUGAGCGACAUGGCCGCCAGCGUCGUCGAGAAGGAAGCCACUCUGGAGGCCGUCCACGCGGAGGGCAAAGAGGCCAAGCCGCAGAGCUUCAUGCAGCAGCUGAUCAGCCAGACCCCAGAGGAGAUGGCGCUAGAGGGCCUCAUCGACCUGGAGAAGGAGAUGGAGCUGGAGGACGCAGAGGUGGACGAGGCGGCACGCCAGGAGGUCGCCGAGGCCAAGAAAAAGGUGCUCGCCGACUUGAAGGAGGGCGCCAAGUCAUACGCACACCAGCUGCAGGAGCACAUCAGGAAGGCCAAGGAGGCGGCAGCACGCAACAAGGAGACCAUCGAGCAGGACGCGAAGAAGAGGAAGGUCGAAGCGCGGCGGCAGGACGAGGCGGCUUCAAUGGGGGCAGCAGCGAGUUCUCCAGCCACGGCGCCAGCAGCACCCAAUGAGGCAGCAGAGAUGGCGGUAGAAGAAGACGAAGAUGCUGACCUGGAGGAAGAGGUGCUCGCCAAGGCCAGGACCGACAAGGGCGUCAGGCAAAUCUUCGUCGGCAACAUCACGACGUGGGGCCCUACUGUGGAGUCGUGGCUUCGGGACCAGCACCUGAGGAUCGACGGCAACAAGCACAGUGGGCAGGGAUUCGACACGUACCUGAUCCAGGAGACUCAUCUCCGCCACCACCAGUUGGAGGAGAAGGAGGCACUCCUGAACAAGUGGGGUCUGAAGAUGGAGGACUGGACCGCGAUGACGUGGCACCUCAAGGGCUACAACCUCGUGGUCAUUUCCCUGUAUCUGAGGUGCGACCACCCGCUGAAGGAGGGCGCCAAUGCGAGGCGAUUGGCGGAAGUGGCGAGGUUCACCAAGGCGCUGCGCACGCCAUGGAUUACCGCAGGGGACUUCAACGUCAGCCCGACCAGGUUCGCGGCGGAGGGCUUCUGCGACUACCUGGGCGACGCGCGCAUCUACGCCAUGCCAGGCAACGCGCCGACCUGCUACAAGGCCGACGCGGGGCCAUCUCUCAUCGACUUUGUGCUAGCGAGCCCCGAGGCGUGCAGGCACAUCAUCCAGCUCGAGGCGGUGGCAGAGGUCAGCUGGAAGCCGCAUAUCGGCCAGAAGCUAACCCUCAAGGCACAACUCGAGUUCAACAUCACCAGGGUGCUGAAGAUGCCACAGGCGUUCUGCCACCCGAAGCGAGACAUGCGGAAGAAGCCCAACCCAGAGAGCAAGGCGGCUGGCCAGGUGCAAGGUAGCAGCCAAUGGGAGGACGUCGACGCAGGCGACAGUGACUUGGAGGAGGCGGUCACAGUCAACACGAAGCAGACGAGGGAGCUUGACACCAUCGCGAUGCACGGCGUGUGGGGCAAGUACUACGAGAUGCGGCACGACUCUGAUAAGGUGGCCGCGCCGGCGUACAUCAGCCGCUCGGCUGCGUUCCAGGCGACAGAGAAGCAGGCGAACUCGUUAGGGAAGCAGUACCACCACCUCGUCGCCACCAUGGAGUGCUUCUACUGCGACGUGUACGACAUCGACGCGAAGGACCAGAGGAGGUACAAAGGAAGAGGCGAAGGAUUCGAGUUCGAGGAGAAGGCAAUCAGAGAGUCAGGAGCAAGGCGGGUCACCUACACCAACAGGAGAACGAACUGGUGGAGCAGGAUGGCAACGGCACUUGACACGUACGCGAAGCUUAGACACAGGCAAAAGGGAGAGGACCAGCUCAACCAGCUUGAGGAGUGCUGCAGGAGGCUAGGCCAGGAGGGAGUCCCAUCAGCGGGACGACAGGCCUCCAAGACGGCCAGGCUACACCGCAAAGUCUGGAGCCAACGCAUCAGGCAGAUCAACAAGGUGGAGACCAGCGUGCUGGACGGGAUGGUGCAGCAGGCCAAGCUGGAAGCGCGCAUAGCGUUGAAGGAGGACUUGCGAAGAGGAGCGAAGGAGUACGCGCUGUGGUUGGCCAACAUGGAAGCCAACGCCCCUGGCGCGCUACACAAGAUCACCAAGCCCAAGCGCAGGCAUGAGGACGAGUACAUCAAGGCUGGGAGGAAGGCCACGAACCCCAAGGAGAGUGUCGACCUGAAGGCGGAGGACUUCGAGGAAAUGUGGAACCACGAGAGGUCGCACGAAGAUGCAGUGGAGGUGAUCAACAUGCUCAGGAACAAGGCAAAGGAGGAGCCCACCCCGAGAUGGACCUUGGAAGAGUUCGACGAGGUCAUCCGCGGUAUCCCCAACAAGGGCAAGGGCACAGACAUGAUGAACAUGGACGACGUCAAGCGGCUACCAGAACGAGGUAGACAAGCAUUCAUAGACAUGUACAACAGGUGCGAGGAGGAGGUAGCGUGGCCAUGGCAGACGUUGCAGGCGAUGGUCACGUUGCAGCCGAAGGACGCGGAAAGGUUAGACGAGACGGCGCUCACAG